AGGGCGAAGAUGCCGAACAUCAAGAUCUUCAGCGGCAGCUCCCACCAGGACUUGUCCCAGAAGAUCACCGACCGUCUGGACCUGGGACUGGGCAAGGUGGUGACUAAGAAAUUCAGUAACCAGGAGACGUGUGUGGAAAUUGGCGAAAGCGUCCGAGGAGAGGAUGUUUACAUUGUGCAGAGCGGUUGUGGCGAAAUCAACGACAAUCUGAUGGAGCUUCUCAUUAUGAUUCAUGCCUGCAAGAUCGCCUCAGCGAGCCGAGUCACUGCUGUUAUCCCUUGUUUCCCUUAUGCCCGGCAGGACAAAAAGGACAAAAGCCGAGCCCCAAUCUCAGCCAAGCUUGUGGCAAAUAUGCUGUCUGUAGCAGGAGCAGAUCAUAUAAUCACCAUGGACCUUCAUGCCUCUCAGAUUCAAGGGUUUUUUGAUAUCCCAGUGGAUAACUUAUACGCUGAACCGGCUGUCCUGAAGUGGAUAAGGAAGAACAUUGCCGACUGGAAGACCUGCUGUAUCGUGUCCCCGGAUGCUGGCGGAGCUAAAAGAGUGACUUCAAUUGCUGACCGACUGAAUGUUGACUUUGCUCUGAUUCACAAAGAGCGGAAGAAGGCCAAUGAAGUGGACCGAAUGGUGUUAGUGGGAGAUGUCAAGGACCGAGUAGCCAUUCUAGUGGAUGACAUGGCUGACACUUGUGGUACUAUCUGUCAUGCAGCAGAUAAACUCCAGUCAGCUGGAGCCACCAAAGUCUACGCCAUCCUUACUCAUGGAAUUUUUUCUGGUUCAGCCAUUUCUCGAAUUAACCACGCCUGCUUUGAGGCGGUUGUCGUCACAAACACAAUACCUCAGGAAGACAAGAUGAAGCACUGCCCCAAGAUACAGGUGAUUGAUAUCUCUAUGAUCCUGGCCGAGGCCAUCCGGAGGACUCACAAUGGCGAGUCGGUCUCCUACCUGUUCAGUCAUGUUCCUUUAUAAUUGAUGCUGCUUCUCACUUUGGAGGCUUUUCUUUGCUAAGCC
Messenger RNA from Dromiciops gliroides (monito del monte), 1008 nucleotides. RefSeq names its product ribose-phosphate pyrophosphokinase 1-like. Gene Ontology annotation, cellular component: cytoplasm; ribose phosphate diphosphokinase complex. Gene Ontology annotation, biological process: 5-phosphoribose 1-diphosphate biosynthetic process; ribonucleoside monophosphate biosynthetic process; purine nucleotide biosynthetic process. Lineage: Eukaryota; Metazoa; Chordata; Mammalia; Microbiotheria; Microbiotheriidae. The transcript has a single exon. The coding region runs from base 10 to 966 and encodes 318 amino acids. The record is from RefSeq and is a predicted model, not a curated record. Gene Ontology annotation, molecular function: magnesium ion binding; ribose phosphate diphosphokinase activity; ATP binding.